AUGCAGUUUUUGCAGUUCUAUGGUAUACUAUUCCUUCUGACGCUCCUACCAGUCUCCAUUCUCGGUCACGGCUCCACCAUCGAGUCCAUCAUUGACAGCAUCAUGAAGGAUGCACCAGAAUACUUGGCUACAAAUGCUAAGAAAUUCCAAUUGGAAUCUGUUGGAAGUCUCGUUCGCUCCUGUCCUCUUUCAUUUUACGAGACUCUGUUCAAUGGGGACAUCACCUAUACCCUCAGCACUUGCAUCAAUGCAACCCACUUGGUAUUAACUCCUCCCACUUCAAUUGCAAAUAAAUUGGAAAUCGGGAAGGUAAAGCUGGUUAUUUCUGUGCAAGUGAAAAAAGCCAUCUAUCCUGAGGUUAAACUGGAGUUGUCGGCACCGGUCUUUGAUGAUGCAUAUGCCUAUGCAUGGUGGUCAUUUGGAUUGCCCGUACCAGCUGGACCAUUCAAAGGGACAAUAAUCAGUCAAGCCGAAACGAGGAUUGCAACUGCAGUAAGCGCCACCACCACCGCCGCCACACGCUUUCGAUCGCAGGGCUCCCGCGCCCCAUCAUGA
Molecule: messenger RNA, 555 nt
Organism: Echinococcus granulosus
Lineage: Eukaryota; Metazoa; Platyhelminthes; Cestoda; Cyclophyllidea; Taeniidae
Exons: 4
Coding region: 1-555 (184 amino acids)
Source: RefSeq, a predicted model, not a curated record